CUCCCCAACUGCAGGGAUCGUUUGCUUGUUUUCUUACACUACUUCGGCCAUUCAGAGAGUUUGGUUUUCCGCAGUGGACGAGCAUUUGCUAGAAGGGCAAAUUCCAAGAAAAGCGAGACGAGACGGGCUCGGCAAUCUGAAGACGGCCACGGGUGCAAACAGCGUCUGCAAUGGGGAUUCUCAACGCCCUGCCCACUUUCUUCAGCCAAUGGCUGGAUGCAACGAGCCUUUUUAUUUUCCUCCUGGUCUUCUUAUUGGCUGCAGACUACAUCAAGAAUAGAGCGCCCAAAAAUUUCCCACUGGGUCCCUGGAGUCUCCCUUUUGUCGGCAACAUUUUCAACAUCGACCCUCUAAAGCCACACAUCUACAUGUGUAAGUUGGCAGAGCGCUAUGGAAAUAUCUUCAGCCUGCGCCUAGGGAGAGACAAAGCAGUGGUGGUCAAUGGGUUCAAGAUGGUCAAGGAGGCCUUGGUCAACCAAGGAGACAUCUUUGCUGGUCGGACGUUAACACCGGUGUUUGAAAGAAUCAACAGAGGCCAAGGUCUGUCCAUGAGCAACGGGUACAUGUGGAAGCAGCAACGCAGGUUUGCUAUGUCCACGCUCAGGAAUUUUGGAGUCGGGAAGAAGACUUUGGAGUCCACCAUCCUGGAGGAGAGCCGAUGUUUACUAGAAGCCAUCAUGGAGAAGAAAGGGCUGCCCUUCGAUCCUCACCUGCUGCUCAACAGUGCCAUCGCCAACAUAAUCAGCUCGGUGAUAUUCGGACAGAGGUUUGAGUACAACGACACUCAAUUCCAGAAGCUGCUGGACGAGAUCUUUGAAGCCCUCUACCUGGAUGGCAGCGUGUGGGGUCAGCUCUACAAUGCCUUCCCCACCGUGAUGAAGCAGCUGCCUGGGCGCCAUAACGACAUCUUCAGAAACUACAAGAAAGUGGUGGCCUUCCUGACGCAGCAGAUUCAGACGCACAGAGAGAACUGGGAGCCAUCAGAGCCACGGGACUACGUGGACAGCUACUUUGCUGAGAUCAUUAAGCGGCACAAUGACCCCGAGGCCCAGUUUGAUGACGAGAACUUGUGCUACUGCACUCUGGACCUGAUCAUCGCUGGCACGGAGACUACCUCGACCACCCUGCGCUGGGCGCUGCUCUACAUGAUGAAGCACCAGCAGGUCCAGGAGAAGGUCCACGAGGAGAUCAACCGGGUGAUUGGACAGGCACGCCAGCCCUCAAUGGAUGAUCGUCCCAAUAUGCCUUACACCGACGCCGUCAUUCACGAAGUGCAGAGGAUCUCAAACAUCGUCCCCUUGAACCUGCCCAGACUGACCACCAGAGACACGACGCUCGGAGGCUACUUCAUUCCAGAGGGCACGCAGAUCAUCCCAAACCUGACCUCCGUGUUAUUUGACAAGAAUGAAUGGGAAACGCCCGACUCGUUCAACCCACACCACUUUCUGGAUGCCAGCGGGGAGUUUGUCAGAAAGGAAGCCUUCAUGCCAUUUUCAGCAGGUCAGAGGAUUUGCCUUGGAGAGAACCUGGCCAAGAUGGAUCUCUUCCUGUUCUUCACUUCCCUCCUUCAGAAGUUAACCUUCCACUCACCUGCCGGCGUGGAGCCCAGCUUUGACUUUCAAGUGGGCCUCACGCUGUCCCCACUGCCCUUCCAGAUCUGUGCCAGCAUGCGGUAACCGUACAUCUGAAAGGACACAAGAUGACCCUGAGGUCCGGAAAUCGCUUGGCUAAUCACUGCACUCCAUGCUGCCCCGUCCUAUCUGAAAGCUUCAAAAUGGCCACCUGCAUGCCUGCCUGCCUACUGAGGGGCUGGCAUCAAAACCCGCUCGCCACUAGUGGGCCCCAUAAUGGCCCCGCUUCACUAAUUCACUCUUUUGUCCCAAGUGUCACAUAAUACACCUUGGAAAUGUGCUUUUCAAAUAAUUCCAAGAGCCAUCAUCCCUUACUCUUUGUCCCUGUGCCCACCUUUUCAUCUCUUCCAGUCCCCCUUGUACUCCAUGGCAGUGUGGACUUGGACAGCAUUGUCCACAAGUUAAAUCCACUUGGAGCCCCUCAAGGAUAACAACAAGGGUUUUUUUUUUUUUUUUUAAUUUGGUGUCCUUUGAUUCUAGUGACCUUCUA
Messenger RNA from Erpetoichthys calabaricus (reedfish), 2121 nucleotides. Its product is annotated as cytochrome P450 2J2-like. Gene Ontology annotation, cellular component: intracellular membrane-bounded organelle; cytoplasm. The coding region runs from base 171 to 1676 and encodes 501 amino acids. NCBI's taxonomy places the organism in Eukaryota, Metazoa, Chordata, Cladistia, Polypteriformes, Polypteridae. The record is from RefSeq and is a predicted model, not a curated record. The transcript is spliced from 10 exons. Gene Ontology annotation, biological process: xenobiotic metabolic process. Gene Ontology annotation, molecular function: oxidoreductase activity, acting on paired donors, with incorporation or reduction of molecular oxygen, reduced flavin or flavoprotein as one donor, and incorporation of one atom of oxygen; heme binding; iron ion binding.